ACGUCGCUGACUGGCAACAGCCUUGGAUUUUCAUCAAGUGAUGGAAUGGGGCGGUGUAGGGUGCAACUAUGAUAACAGCGACACACUGUAGGCUAAUAUUGUGCAGUUAGGUUUACUACGCUCAGUUGUGUCAUUCGCUCGAGUUCGUGAACUUGUGGUUUUGGCAUCAUCCAGAUGGCGUGGACUGAUUUCUUCUCGCAUCCACUGUGGGCUUUUUCCACGCUGGUCUUUGGGCUCGUCCUGCGCUCACAACGGAGGGGACCAUGGAAUCCGCGCGCGUGUCCCGUGGAACUUAAAGGGAAGACAGCCAUCGUCACUGGGGCGAAUACUGGAAUAGGAAAGUUUACUGCCCUGGACUUUGCGCGGCGGGGCGCUCGUGUAAUCCUCGCGUGCCGAAACGAGGCGAGAGGUUCCGCGGCUCUACAAGAGAUUCGUCGCCUUUCCGGGAACCAGGACGUGCACCUGUGCCUGUUGGACACCUCCUCCCUUGCCUCCGUCAGGGCCUUCGCGGAGGGCAUCCUGCGCCAGGAGAAGCAGCUCCACAUACUGGUUAACAAUGCCGGGGCCACAGGCCUGAGCAGACAGAUCACUCCUGAUGGGCUGGAAAUUUCCUUUGCCACCAAUCAUCUGGGGCCCUUCCUGCUCACCAACCUGCUAUUGGACCUGAUGAAAAGUUCGGCCCCGGCGCGCAUUGUGAACGUUUCCUCCUUCACUCACUGGAGAGGCGAGGUCAACUUUGCGCAUUUCCGUGGGGACAACCUGACCUACACGAUGGACAGCAUUUACAACCACACCAAACUCCACAACAUCAUCUGCACCAACGAGCUGGCCCGGCGGCUGCAAGGCACAGGAGUGACGGCAAAUUCCCUGCACCCGGGUGUAGUGAUGACUGAAGUGAUGAGGAACUACAGCUGGCUGGUCAGGUUCGUCUUCAACAUGGUGGGAAUCUUCUUCCUCAAGUCGGCCGAGGAGGGGGCUGUCACCACCAUCUACUGCGCCGUGUCCGAGGAUGUGGAGGGGAUCACUGGGAAGUACUUCGACAGUGACUGCUCCCUCGUCCUCCCCGCCCCCUUGGCCCGAGACCCCGCCCUGGCCGCCAAGGACUUUGACAUUUGUGAGAGAUUGACAGCCAAGCUGUGAGCUCACUGCUGGAGAGGAUAGGGAGGAGGAGGAGGAGGAGGAGGAGGAGGAGGAGGAGCCUGGGCAGUAGCUGGAUCCCGCUCUGAAACCACCAACUUUCAACCAUACAUUUUCCACACAGCACUUCAGAGUCAACCUUGGCCCUGUUUCAUGAAGCAGGAUUACUGAGCAAAAACACGGACCACACACAAAUCUGGAACAUGGACAGCAAUAGAAAGAGCUUUACUCUAACUCUGUAAUCCUGCUUUGUGAUACAGUUGAUCUCAUGAUGUAGCCAAAGGAAAACAUGGCACACAAGCCACAGAUUUGGAAUAUAGGGGACAGGCCUUGAAAGAGAGUCUUUCAAAUGGUGACUGAAAAUGGAGCCUUAAUUUCAAUACCAAAACCAUUUGUACUUUGCUAAAAGCUCUGGGGGGUAUUUCACAAAGCAGGAUUACUGAGUAUGCUGGAUAACUGCACUGAGUAAAGCCCAGAACAGCUCUUUUUACUUAGGUCUAUGCUCCAGAUUUGGGAGGGUUCCAGGUUUCACUCAGUGCAGUUAUCCAGUAACUCCACUAAUCCAGUAUCCAGUUAAUUCCACUUUAAGCAGGCUGGCACAAUGUUAAAUAGGGCCCUGCUCCUGGUUUUAAAGGUAUACUAUGCAGGAUGAUUCUAUCUGUUGCAGACUACCAUGUGAUAGCAAUCAGCCAAGACGACUGUGGUCUGUAUUGUAAGUUGCAAUAUCACACGAGGAAGCAAGAUAUUUGUUUACUUGUUUAAUGAACAACUGCUGGUACAUUAUCUUCUGAUGUCAUCUCCCUUCACUCCCUCCGCCCUCUCGCGGCACCCUAGCAUUUAUAGGCAAUGUAUUCCUGCGAACCAUAAAGUAGUCCCACAACACAUGGUCUAAUAUGAUUCAUGAAACAUCGACUCUGUCACUUUCCACACAAGCCAUUUCACUGACGUUACUCUAACACCAGGGGAUUUCAGUCUGCUCUCGUGUGCCUGGAAGGAAGCAUUGUACAAUUCUGUAACAUAAGCGUGCAUACUCACUAACACAUCGAUUUAUUUUCAUCAGACAUUCAGAAUGUCUGGGAGUCUAUGAUUUAGGCAUGAGCUCCCUGCCCAGGAGUGGAAAUCUCCCAAAAAUAUAAGCAGCAGUUCUGCACAGUGGGACCGAGCUAUCAUGGCCAACCAGCUGACAUACGAAACUGAAUUUAGUUAGGUAAUAACUGCAGCUACUUACUGUAAUGGACCAAAUGCUAGCUGGCCCAUUGCUUAAUGGUUAGCCACCAAGGCUAAUCUCUCGCAAACCCAGCUCACCACUGUACACAAACCCGGCCACAGCCAGUCCAUACACAUCUCAUCCUGCCCUCCUCCUUCUAUUGGGUCAUAGAGCAUGUGAUUUCAGAGUAUUUGACACAUGCUUUUCAGAUACACAGUAAUGCACAGUAAAGAUUUGUAAACCCAGAAGUUGCGAGGAGUUUUUCUAAAAGCAAAUACAAGUAGGCGAGCAAGGUAUUGGGCAGAAGCGAACUCAUACACAGGUUGUGAGUGUAUCAUGGUAAUGAGCAUGUUUGUUUUAUAAUAUUUUCAAGGUGAGAAUCCUGCAUAGUAUGCCUUUAGGGUUGUACAUUUUGGGAAAACACCUGCCACUGAGUGGAGUUGUGAUGAGGUAGGAUAUGAAACAGGAGGGUGUGAAGUCUUUUUUUAUUUUGUUCCAUAAACAGGGUAGCGCAAAUUCUAUAUUUUUGUUGACAUGCAAUGCACAAUAUGUUUUUUAAAUGUAGUGACAUUGUGUCAUAUAGCUGCAUUGUGUCACAAUCAUUCAGGUGUUACACAAACAGAACACACACACAAUCAGUACAGCAGGGAGGGGAGACCAUAAAACUUUAUUCGAAGAUUUUACAAAAAUUAGGUGGUUUCUUCCAGAUAACUGAUUAUAACUUCCACCAUUUCCUUUCCAGGAAAUUGCUCAAAUUCCUUCACUUUUAGAUUAUUCCAGUCACUAAAAAGAUAUUGAUAUUGAGUCCAUUACAAAAACUAGCACUGCAACUGCAAAGUGUGGAUCCACUGGCAACUGACAAAAAAUCACAGUGAAUAUCCUGUUUCUAUAACAUUACGAUGUUGUGGAAGAAAAGUUUGUGGAAGGAUUUUUCAGAGCCUCAUUGCACACUGUAUGAUGAUGUUGCAUGAAUAAAUAUUCUCCAAGUGAAA
Molecule: messenger RNA, 3336 nt
Organism: Conger conger (European conger)
Lineage: Eukaryota; Metazoa; Chordata; Actinopteri; Anguilliformes; Congridae
Exons: 6
Coding region: 175-1140 (321 amino acids)
Source: RefSeq, a predicted model, not a curated record